Molecule: messenger RNA, 2230 nt
Organism: Physeter macrocephalus (sperm whale)
Lineage: Eukaryota; Metazoa; Chordata; Mammalia; Artiodactyla; Physeteridae
Product: protein CLEC16A
Exons: 11
Coding region: 172-1596 (474 amino acids)
Biological process (GO): regulation of autophagosome maturation; endosomal transport; endosome to lysosome transport
Cellular component (GO): endolysosome membrane; late endosome
Molecular function (GO): nucleic acid binding
Source: RefSeq, a predicted model, not a curated record
UCCGGCUGAAUGUCAGUGCUGGACUGUGGGCCGGGGAGGGGGAAGGUGCUUGGCAGUCUCUCCAGCACCUCCGCCGCUGCCUCCUCCGCUUGUGCCACCGCCACGGGCGCCGGGCCGCUCGGCCGCUUGGGCAUGAGACCGUGAGGCAAGCGACUGGCUGGGGCCGCCGACAUGUUUGGCCGCUCGCGGAGCUGGGUGGGCGGGGGCCAUGGCAAGUCUUCCCGCAAUAUCCACUCCUUGGACCACCUCAAGUAUCUGUACCACGUUUUGACCAAAAACACCACCGUCACAGAGCAGAACAGGAACCUGCUGGUGGAGACCAUCCGAUCCAUCACCGAGAUUCUGAUCUGGGGGGAUCAGAAUGACAGCUCUGUAUUUGACUUCUUCCUGGAGAAGAACAUGUUCGUCUUCUUCUUGAACAUCCUGCGGCAGAAGUCAGGCCGCUACGUGUGCGUUCAGCUGUUGCAGACCUUGAACAUCCUCUUUGAGAAUAUCAGUCACGAGACCUCACUUUAUUAUUUGCUCUCUAAUAACUAUGUAAAUUCUAUCAUUGUCCAUAAGUUUGACUUUUCUGAUGAGGAGAUUAUGGCAUAUUAUAUAUCGUUCCUGAAAACGCUUUCGUUAAAACUCAACAACCACACGGUCCAUUUCUUUUACAAUGAGCACACUAAUGACUUCGCCCUGUACACAGAAGCCAUCAAAUUUUUCAAUCACCCCGAAAGUAUGGUUAGAAUUGCUGUAAGAACCAUAACGUUAAACGUCUACAAAGUGGAUAACCAGGCCAUGCUGCACUAUAUCAGAGAUAAAACUGCUGUCCCUUACUUCUCCAAUUUGGUCUGGUUCAUCGGGAGCCAUGUGAUCGAACUCGAUAACUGUGUGCAGACGGAUGAGGAGCAUCGGAAUCGGGGGAAGCUGAGUGACCUGGUGGCUGAGCAUCUGGACCACCUGCACUAUCUCAAUGACAUCCUGAUCAUUAACUGCGAGUUCCUCAACGACGUGCUCACAGACCACCUGCUCAACAGGCUCUUCCUGCCGCUUUACGUGUACUCGCUGGAGAACCAAGACAAGGGAGGAGAACGACCGAAAAUCAGCCUGCCGGUUUCUCUCUACCUUCUGUCCCAGGUCUUCCUAAUUAUACAUCACGCACCCCUGGUGAACUCAUUAGCUGAAGUCAUUCUGAACGGCGAUCUGUCUGAGACGUACACUAAGCCCGAACAGGAUGUUCAGAGAAGCUGUGCCAAGCCCAGCAUUCGGUGCUUCAUUAAACCCACCGAGACGCUAGAGCGGUCCCUUGAGAUGAACAAGCACAAGGGCAAGAGGCGGGUGCAAAAGAGACCCAACUACAAAAACGUUGGGGAGGAAGAAGAUGAGGAGAAAGGGCCCGCCGAGGAUGCCCAAGAAGACGCCGAGAAGGCUAAAGGUACAGAGGGUGGUUCAAAAGGCACCAAGACGAGUGGGGAGAGUGAAGACAUUUUCAUAUUGAAGAUGGAAGAAAACAACAUUUUCGUCGUAUUAUGCUUUAUUAUUUCAAGAAAGGUAAAAACACAACUAAAACGCAAAAAAAGAUUUGUGCGGUGUAUGGAGAAGGUGCUGUGACUGAUCGAACAUAUCAAAAGUGGUUUGUGAAGUUUAGUGCUGGAGAUUUCUUGCUGGACGAUGCUUCAGGGUUGGGUAGACCAGUUGAAGUUGAUAGAGAUCAAAUGGAGACAUUAAUUGAGAACAAUCAACGUUAUACCACACGGGAGAUAGCCGACCUACUCAAAAUACCCAAAUCAAGCGUUGAAAAUCAUUUGCACCAGCUUGGUUAUGUUAAUCGCUUUUGUGUUUCGGUUCCACGUAAGUUAAGCGGAAAAAAACCUUGACCGUAUUUCCUCAUGCGAUUCUCUACUUACACAUAAGGAAAGCGUUCCGUUUUUAAAGCAAAUUGUGACAGGCAAUGAAAAGUGGAUGCUGUACAAUAAUGUGGAACGGAAGAGACCAUGGGGCAAGCGAAAUGAACCACCACCCACCACACCAAAGGCUGGUCUUCAUCCAAAGGUGAUGUUGUAUAUAUGGUGCGAUUGGAAGGGAGUCCUCUAUUAUGACCUUUUUCCGGAAAACCAAACAAUUAAUUCCAACAAAUACUACUCCCAUUUAGGCCAACUGAAAGCAGCAGAAAAGCAUCGAGAAUUAGUCAACAGAAAACGCAUAAUCUUCCAUCAGGAUAACGCAAGACUGCAUGUUUCUUUGA